Molecule: messenger RNA, 597 nt
Organism: Hansenula ciferrii
Lineage: Eukaryota; Fungi; Ascomycota; Saccharomycetes; Phaffomycetales; Wickerhamomycetaceae
Product: Zn(II)2Cys6 transcription factor domain-containing protein
Exons: 1
Coding region: 1-597 (198 amino acids)
Biological process (GO): positive regulation of transcription by RNA polymerase II
Cellular component (GO): nucleus
Molecular function (GO): zinc ion binding; DNA-binding transcription factor activity, RNA polymerase II-specific; transcription cis-regulatory region binding
Source: RefSeq, a predicted model, not a curated record
AUGCCAAAAUCUAAAAGAACAAGAACAGGUUGUUUAUGUUGUAGAAGAAGACAUAAAAAAUGUGAUGAAAUGAAACCAAGUUGUAAAUUUUGUUUAUCAAAAGGUUUAGUUUGUGAAUGGCCUGUUAAAGGUUCUGUAUUUGUUAAUUAUCAAUCACAAUCACAACAAUCAAAUAUAAUCAAUAAUCAAUCAUUAUUAAAUUUAUCAUCAAAUAAUUUAAGUGAUUCAGAAUCUAUUUCAAUAAGUUCAAAUUCAAGAAAAUCAAGUAUUGAUUUCAAUUAUUCAACUUUUAAUUCAUUUACAACCCCACCAUCAUCAACAUCAUCAACAUCUUCUUCUUCUUCAACAACAACAAAUCCAAAUUCUAUUUCAUUACCACCAAUUAAACAUUAUCAUAUGGUUAUACCCAGAAAUACAAACAUGACAUCACCAAAAUCAACAAAUGUUAAUUUAUCAAGUAAUAAAAUUACAAAACCUAAAAUUUCAAAAUCACCAACUUUUAAAACAUUUACAUUUAAUAAUAUAUCAACAUUUGAUGAAAAUUUAACACCAAUAAAUACAGCAAAGAGAUUAAGUGUUGAUUCAUUACUUAAUUAA